Diaporthe citri is the source of this 591-nucleotide messenger RNA. RefSeq lists its product as uncharacterized. The coding region runs from base 1 to 591 and encodes 196 amino acids. The transcript has 2 exons. Lineage: Eukaryota; Fungi; Ascomycota; Sordariomycetes; Diaporthales; Diaporthaceae. The record is from RefSeq and is a predicted model, not a curated record.
AUGUCCGCAGGAAACCGUUACCCCGUCCGCUCGGAUAGCGAACUGUCCCCGGUGGAAAAGGAAAGCUACGAAUUCCUGAAGGUAGUCCUGAGCCGCCAUCCCCCGCCUCACGACCACCUUAUCUCGCCGCAAGGCCGAGUCCUUGGCCACUUCAACACUUUCAGCUACCUUCCCGGGCUGGUCAAGCCCCUGUUCGGCACGAUUGCUAGUGUCUACGCCCUCUCCAUCCCACCCAACGUGCGCGAGGUGGCGCUGUUUGCCGUCUGCGCGCACUUCCACUCGCCGUAUCAGGCUUUCGUGCAUGGUACCACCGCCAAGCACAACGGCUCAACGCUUACACCUGAGCAGCUGGAAGUGCUGGGUCGUGGUGAGCGGCCCGGGGACUUGAAGCCGGAGGAAGCCGUGGCGUGGGACGUAGUCAAAGAGUUGCACGGAUUUGAGAAGCUUACUGACGAGAUGUUCGAAAAGGCUGUGGCGCUCAUUGGAAAGGAGCAGACUCUGAAUCUGAUUGUCUAUGUGGGCAUGUCUAGCUUCACGGCGAUUGUUGCCAAGGGGGCUGAUGUUGGACUGCCGUACGGGAGGGCCGCUUGA